CUGGACAGUUUCGUCAACUUGAAUGAUCACGUGAGAGACGUGGAUGCGGUAGUAUCGACUGUUCGGACCUUGUUGUCAUGGCUACGGGAGCAGCGCCAGUCACCGCCCCCACGGUGUAUAGCGGACAUAUAAUCGGAGAUAUCGGACAAUGGGUCGAUAGAACGCCGAUUCACGAUGCAUCAAGACAGGGCCACACAGUGCAACUGAAACAGCUGAUUGAGAGUGGGGCUUGUGUGAACCAGGUUACUGUUGACUCCAUAACACCUCUGCACGAAGCUUCUCUUCAUGGUCACUUUCAGUGCGUGAAGAUGCUGCUAGAUGCUGGCGCACAGGUGGAUGCAAGGAACAUAGACGGAAGUACCCCACUGUGUGACGCCUCCUCUGGUGGCAGUUUGGAGUGUGUGAAGCUCCUUUUGGAUCGUGGUGCUAAGGUCAAUCCCCCACUAUUUACAGCUUCCCCUCUCCAUGAAGCGUGCAUGAGUGGUAAAUCGGAAUGUGUGAAGCUCUUAAUUGAAGUUGGUGCUAAUCUGGAGGCUCAUGACUGUCAUUUUGGAACCCCCCUGCAUGUGGCCUGUGCCAGGGAACACCUAGACUGUGCCAAGGUCUUGCUUGAUGCAGGAGCAAAUGUUAACGCAGCAAAACUGCACGAAACUGCACUGCACCAUGCAGCAAAAGUGAAGAAUAAAGAUCUCAUCAAGAUGCUUGUUGAAUUUGGGGGAAAUGUGUACGCAAGAGACAAUAGGGGGAAAAAGCCGUCAGAUUACAGCUGGCCAAACAGUCCCACUGCCAAGUGCUUUGAAUAUUAUGAAAAGACACCCAGGACAUUGUCACAGGUUUGUCGACUAAACCUCAGAAAAGUUCUUGGUCCAAAAGCAGGAGAGAAAGUGUACAAAUUAAAUAUCCCUCGAAGGCUGAUUGCGUAUCUCCUCUACAACUGAAUGUAUUACAUCAAUGGACACUGGGUUGUCCCAAAGUUCAAGAGUACAACAAGUAAAAGUGAAUUCCAUGUAAUACCGUUCAGUGCUGGAAUUCUCCAAGCUCUAUAGAUGAUGGUAUAAACUUAUGCAUGGUAUUGCUGCUUCCUACUGCUGUGACUUGUAUCUUGUUCUUUUAUUUUUGUGAAUGCUGGAAUUAGGGAGUUGUGGGGUAUUUUACAGCGGGUGGUUCUUCUGAUCUACAAUGAAGAAAAUAUGGAAAUACUAUCAAGACCUCAAACAUCUGACUUUCAAACCUAAAUGAUCUUAACAUUUUUUAUUUUUGUUUUGCACAAAAACUAUUACAUAAGAUCACUCACUCAAAAGGUUUUGCAUGUUCUAUAGAACCUGAAUAGAGGACCUGAAAACGCUAAUCUACAAAUCUGAAUGGUUGUUGUCAGUAAUUGUGCUAUAAUUGCACUGUAUUUAAAUAUUAUAACAGUGUUAAAUAUGUAAAUCUAUAUCUAUUAUUGAUUGUAUAUUUCCCUAUGGGUAUUGGUCAUCUAGUGUUGUAUAAUAAACACAUUUGUCGGUUUACAUUAAA
Messenger RNA from Bombina bombina (fire-bellied toad), 1518 nucleotides. It is a transcript of the gene ASB13, whose product is annotated as ankyrin repeat and SOCS box containing 13. The record is from RefSeq and is a predicted model, not a curated record. Gene Ontology annotation, molecular function: protein binding. Gene Ontology annotation, biological process: positive regulation of protein catabolic process; protein ubiquitination. The transcript has 6 exons. The coding region runs from base 78 to 938 and encodes 286 amino acids. Lineage: Eukaryota; Metazoa; Chordata; Amphibia; Anura; Bombinatoridae.